Messenger RNA from Salvelinus sp. IW2-2015, 667 nucleotides. Its product is annotated as cytoplasmic dynein 2 heavy chain 1-like. NCBI's taxonomy places the organism in Eukaryota, Metazoa, Chordata, Actinopteri, Salmoniformes, Salmonidae. The record is from RefSeq and is a predicted model, not a curated record.
UGUUCUUCCUCUGCAGGCUGACCAGCUGAUGUUUGCCAUGCACUUUGUCAGAGGGAUGCACCCAGACCUCUUCCAAGAGAAUGAGUGGGACGCCUUCACUGGCCUCGUAGUAGGGGAUAUGGUGAGAAAGGCGGAUACCCAGAAAUCUUUGCGGGAGCAGAUUCCUUCCUGGAUUGAUCAAGAGAGACUUGGAGCUGUAGCCAUGUUCAAGAGUACGUUCCCAGGCCUGUACCAGUCUCUGUGUCUGAGUGACUCGGAUCUCUGGCUCUCCUUCUCACGGAGCUCCAACUGUGAACAGGAAGUCCCGCCCUCCAUCGCCAAGAAGAUCAAACCGUUCCAGCAGGUGCUGUUGGUUAGGCAUCAGGUCCAGAUAGACACAGAGUGCCUAACGGCGCUGCUCUCGUCGGGAGGUGGAUCACGCAUUCUCCCCUGGACUGCAGUCCCCUUCUCCCCGACGUCUCCUGUGACUCCCCCUCUCCUCGGAGACGCCUUCUCUCCGACUGGGCACGGGAGCGGCUCUGAGUCCUCGCGCAUGAUCCGCCGCGUCUCCCCUUCUUCCUCUUCUGACCCAAGUCUAUCCCUCUCCUCUUGCAUCGAGCGAAGCUCGCGCAGCGAUCCUCUGAGGGCCGAGAUUCUGGGAGCCAUUCUGCCCCAUCUCCGAGGAUGA